Histoplasma capsulatum G186AR is the source of this 702-nucleotide messenger RNA. RefSeq lists its product as uncharacterized. The transcript has 2 exons. NCBI's taxonomy places the organism in Eukaryota, Fungi, Ascomycota, Eurotiomycetes, Onygenales, Ajellomycetaceae. The record is from RefSeq and is a predicted model, not a curated record. Bases 1 to 702 code for a protein of 233 amino acids.
AUGUUCUCCUUCAAAAUAGCUGUAAAACAGGGAGCAAUAGGGUCAAGGAACUUUUUGUUUAUGGCCCGGUAUUCAUUGGUUCUAAGAGCCGAUAUAAUUCCUCCAGAAGAGUUUCAAAUAGGCGCACAAAAGUCCUGCAAGAAUCCAUCCACCUUUCUACUCACCCACAUCCUGCAGAAUCAUGGUAUUCAAAGGUAUUCCCAGUUCCCUAAGCAGCAGCACCCUGAUCAGCAGCAGAGCUCCAAGCAGCAUAUGGAGUUGAAUAAUAGUAAAGAGGUAGCUGGCCACUCAAUUUAUAUGGACAACUACUUCACCUGUAUUGCUCUAUUCCACUAUCUUCAAAAGCAAGGAAUUGGAGCUUGUGGAACCACCCGUACUACCAAUCGCAUGUGGUUGUCAAUUCUAUAUUGGAUUAUUGAUCAUGCUAUUGUCAAUGCUUAUAUUCUUCAUCAACUGGCUACUACUGGCACUGCUGGCACUACUGGCACUGCUGGCACUACUGGCACUACUGGCACUACUGGCACUACUGGCACUACUAUAUCCCAUGUUGAAUUCCGUCAGCAGCUUUAUCUUCAACUCCUGGAAUUCUCAAAUCCUCUACCUACUACUCAAUCAAAUCCAAAUCCAAAUCACCAUCAAAUUCCUCUGCCAGGACCUCAAGCUUGUGCCUGGUGUCAGUAUAAAAGAAAGAAAACAAAGUAG